AUGUAUCCCAGGAUUAAAAACCUCGCGCUUUACGCCUGCUCGAUCACGCUGCUGGCCUGGGUUCUUUAUGUGAAGAAAGAGGCAAAGUUGGUAGCAUCCUCAGCGGACCAGAAAGUGGACAUAGCAAAUCCCAAAACAAAGUCUUUGGUUGUGGAGAAUGCUGAACCCAGCAAGUGUUUGCCAGACUUGACCCUUGCCAAUUCCUCUCUCGCCCUCCCAGAGCUUCACCGCGUCUUCUUAACGUACAAGCACUGCCGGAACUUCUCGGUCCUGCUGAAGCCUUCCAGGUGUGGCAAAGAGACCUUCCUCUUGCUGGCCAUCAAGUCCUCCCCAAUCAACAUAGACCGGCGGGCGGCCAUCAGGAACACCUGGGGGAAGGAGGUGUCCAUCAGGGGCAAGCAGGUCAGGCUGGUAUUCCUUCUGGGGCGCUCUGAGGCCAAAGUCCAGGUGCGGUCCCUGCACCAGCUGCUGGCUUAUGAGAGCCAGGAGUUUAAUGACAUUGUACAGUGGGAUUUUGUUGACAACUUCUUCAACUUGACCCUCAAGGAGCUGCAUUUCCUCCGCUGGUUCAUGGAGGACUGUCUGCAUGCCAGGUUUGUGCUGAAGGGUGAUGAUGAUGUCUUUGUCAACACUUACAAUAUUGUUGAGUUCCUCCAAGAACUGGACCCUGAACAGGAUCUCUUUGUUGGGGAUGUGAUCACCAACGCCCGGCCCAUCAGGAACACCAAAGUCAAAUACUUUAUUCCAGAGUCCAUGUACAGAGCCCCCUUCUAUCCCCUCUAUGCAGGUGGAGGGGGCUAUGUCAUGUCUAGAGAGACAGUGCGCCGCCUCCAGAGCACUGCAGAGCACAUGGAGCUCUUCCCAAUAGAUGAUGUCUUUGUGGGAAUGUGUCUGGCAAAGAUGACAGUGACCCCAAAGAACCACGCUGGCUUUAAGACUUUUGGGAUCCAGAGACCUUUCAACCCUUUUGAUCCGUGCUUGUACAAGGAGCUGAUGGUUGUCCACAAACUAAACCCAACUGAGAUGUGGAUCAUGUGGGCACUGGUGAAGGAUGACAGCAUCAGGUGUGCUGUGUCCGUGACACACAGCUACAGAAGGGCUUGGAGGAGAAGCUACUGACCAGCACAGCAGGAUUUUGACUGGUGACAGACACAGGGUACUCGAACUAUAAACCAGGUUAUGGUAGAAAUGUUUACUAACAGGCUGUACUUGAGCCCUAGGGGUUUGUUUUGCAGUAACUCUUUUUCUAUGGAUGAGUUACUGAAGCAGUUGAAUUGUCAUGGGGUGGGGAUGGGGCCAGCAGCUCUGUGAGACAGGACACAGGGGACUCAGCUGGGAUCCUCCCAGCCAGGCUGGAGCCAGGGGAAGGCAUAUCUGCCACAGGGACGUGAGUGAAGGGUCACCUGCUAUGGAGGCUUUGCAACACCAAGGCUGGUGUCUGACUACUGGCCAAAUUCAGUCUCGUGUAGGAGGGCUGAUGAUGAGUAAGGAGUGACAGAGCACUUGCAACUACUUGAAGGGGUGGAAGAAAGGCCACUAUUCUGCUGUUCCAGGCCAGCAAUCCCACAGAUCCUGCUAGACAGCAGGAGAAAGGGAGUGAAUUAAAAAAAAAAAAAAAAAAAGCCUCAAAAAUGUAUUGCCUUAAAACAGUAUGUUGAUCCAAGGGGCUGGGCUCCAACUCAAGCCAUUGGGAUUUUACUUAAGUUUGUUACAGGUUUAUUUGCACUGGAAACUUUUGCACAAACACUUUCUGGUUGGGUUUGAGAGGAGCAAUCCUGGUGGUAGUGACAGUGGCUGUAGCUUUUCAUGUUGUGUGGAAGGUGUUUUGGUUUUUGUUGUUGUUGUUAUGUUGGGUAUAAAUAAAAUACAAUUUUGAAAAGUG
This is a messenger RNA of Apus apus (common swift), 1882 nucleotides long. RefSeq names its product UDP-GlcNAc:betaGal beta-1,3-N-acetylglucosaminyltransferase 4 (gene B3GNT4). Gene Ontology annotation, molecular function: hexosyltransferase activity. Bases 1 to 1119 code for a protein of 372 amino acids. The record is from RefSeq and is a predicted model, not a curated record. The transcript has a single exon. Lineage: Eukaryota; Metazoa; Chordata; Aves; Apodiformes; Apodidae. Gene Ontology annotation, cellular component: membrane.